ACAACGCGUUUUGUUGCCAGAAUGUGAUACAAAAAUGAACGAAACUAAACAAAAGUAUUUAUGCUUCAUUAUGUGACCCAUGUUCAGAAGCCUCGGUGUCGUGUGUGUUUUGUUUCGUCACAUCUUUUAAAGCUGUGUACCUGUAGACAGACAGACGAUGUCCUCGCAGUGGUGGACAGAGCGCCAGGGACAGGUGGACCUGAGGCACAAAAGCAAAGAAGAGCUUCGUGAACUGCUCCUCCGACAGCAGAGGAUUCUCUCCAACAAGAAGUUAUUAGAUGCUCUUCCAGACCGAGGACAAAAGACAGAAAGAUUUGCAGAGACUUUGCGCCUUGCUAUUGAGCACCGUGAUGAAGAGGAGAAAAAACAAGCUGCCUUAUUUGCUGCCAGGAACGAGUUGCAGUUCAGAUAUAAGAAGGCUUUUACUAAGAGACAACAUGGAGUCCAUACCACCUCAACACUUGCCCAACAAAACGGACAAAGCAAUGCUGCCACAAGCAAGCGGCUACAGAAAGAAGAGACGGCACCUGCCUCUGCUCAUGGCAAGGAAAACAUUGUGGAUGAACAGCAAGGCCAGUUUAACCUCAGAGCUGCUGUAUCCACAAAGUCCACAUCCACUACUGCCUGUCCAGUCCCUGAUCAGCAAAAAGAGCGUGACAUUGUGGAGUCCUUUGAGAUGGUCACACUAGAUGAAAGAGCUGACUCUGGUUUAUCUCAGGCGUCCCAAGACCCUUUAAACAAGUCAUCACAGGACAAUUAUUUUCUUGGAAAGCAGGUGCCACAAAAGCAACAUUACAUGGUUGUCCUGGAAAAAAUGGAUGUUUUGGAAACCCAAAAGCAAAAAUUCAAACCAAAUCAGUUGCCUCAAAAAACUGAGAGCUGUUCCUCUGGAUCCUCAUCACCCAGUGAGUCUGCUGCACCACUACACUCUGAACAAGCCAUGAAGAAGCAGGAUGAGAAACACCUGGAUGACAUUUGUGCAGCCCGGAUCCCAGCCCUCAUCUGUGAGAAAAUCAAGGUUUUGUCAAUGGCAGAGUCUGUCACUCUUCUGGACAAACAGACAAGGAAACAGCAGGAGUUGCAGGCCAAACAGGCUGGCAAGAAACUGUCUGAGGGACUUGGGCUCUCCAUGAUGAGCUACACUCCUGAUGGUGGUCCAAUGGCUGCCUACAGAGAGGUUCAUGACAAUGAAGCCCUGAUCUCCUCUGACGAAGACUGAUGCUGUAAGAUGGGAAACCAGUCCGAUGAGCACUCUGACAGACCCAUU
Molecule: messenger RNA, 1267 nt
Organism: Thalassophryne amazonica
Lineage: Eukaryota; Metazoa; Chordata; Actinopteri; Batrachoidiformes; Batrachoididae
Gene: polr2m
Product: RNA polymerase II subunit M
Exons: 4
Coding region: 158-1219 (353 amino acids)
Biological process (GO): intracellular signal transduction; transcription elongation by RNA polymerase II
Cellular component (GO): intracellular anatomical structure; nucleus
Molecular function (GO): transcription elongation factor activity
Source: RefSeq, a predicted model, not a curated record